This is a messenger RNA of Sabethes cyaneus, 1605 nucleotides long. RefSeq names its product enoyl-[acyl-carrier-protein] reductase, mitochondrial. Gene Ontology annotation, cellular component: mitochondrion. The transcript is spliced from 2 exons. The coding region runs from base 66 to 1133 and encodes 355 amino acids. NCBI's taxonomy places the organism in Eukaryota, Metazoa, Arthropoda, Insecta, Diptera, Culicidae. Gene Ontology annotation, molecular function: trans-2-enoyl-CoA reductase (NADPH) activity. The record is from RefSeq and is a predicted model, not a curated record. Gene Ontology annotation, biological process: fatty acid metabolic process.
CACAAUUUGUGCGAAACCGGUCAAUUUGAUCUGCAAACGAUUGUUUUUCUGUAGUAAUCUCAAAUAUGUCCCUAUUAUUGCGAAAAACUCGGUCUCUUCAGGUAUGUUUUCAACGUCACAUGAGUGUUGUUGCGUCUGUGCUAAGAUUCAACGAAUUCGGAGAUCCUCCUAAAGUGGUAAAGCUCGAGAAAGAAACACUGCCUGAACCAUCCUCUGGUGAGGUGUUAAUCAGAACAUUAUACGCUCCAAUAAAUCCUGCCGAUAUUAAUACUAUACAAGGAAAGUAUCCGGUAAAACCUCCAUUUCCGGCAGUCGGUGGUAAUGAGUGCGUAGCGGAAGUUGUGGCAGUUGGUGAUCAAGUGUCCCGACUGGCAGUAGGUGAUCAUGUGGUUACGUUUGCUACCGGGCUGGGAACUUGGCGUACACAUGCAGUCUACAGCCAAGUUAAUCUUAUGAAGGUACCGAAAACAGUAGGACUAGCUGAGGCUGCCACACUGACAGUGAACCCGUGUACGGCAUAUCGCAUGCUAAAGGAUUUUGUUCCACUGAAAACAGGUGAUUCAGUAAUACAGAAUGGUGCAAAUUCUGCCUGUGGGCAAGCCAUCAUUCAGCUGUGUCGUGCCUGGGGCGUUGGUUGUGUUGGUGUAGUUCGAGAUAGACCGGAUUUUGGCAAACUAAGGGACUAUCUUAAAAACCUAGGUGCAGCGGAAAUCAUUACGGAGGAGGAACUGAGGACGACAAAAAUCUUCAAGGAUGGAAUAUUCAAAAAACCUAAGUUAGCCUUGAACUGUGUUGGAGGAAAAAAUGCCCUAGAAGUGUCCCGUCAUCUCGAUAACGGUGGGAUCAUGGUAACCUAUGGCGGAAUGUCACGAGAACCGGUUACGGCCUCAACGGCAUCUUUGAUUUUCAAAGAUUUGAAGUACUGCGGAUUUUGGAUGACUCGGUGGACGAAGAAGAACAGCCAAAGCGUAAAACGAACGGAGAUGUUUGAUGAGUUGUUCGGAUUGAUCGAAAAGAAAGCAUUGGUAGCACCAGCACAUGAACUGAUUGCAUUUGAAGAUUAUGAAAAAGCUUUAAAAAACGCACUCGAUAUUCAGGGAUUUAUAGGGAAAAAAUAUUUAUUUAAGUUUUGAAGGCACUUGAUUGCGAUGUAAAAAUAAGUAUAGUAGGUAAUACCAUCGCUGAAAUAUAUGUUGCAUUUUUGACUGUUAAUUUGGUUUAAUUUCUUUAACCUACCAGAUAAAAUCGAAUUUUUUUAUGGAACGAAACAAAUGAUACAAAUGCUACUUUUUGUAAAAACCAGCCUAAAACUACAUACAACAAAAACUAGUAUUUGCAAAAGUAAAAAUACCCUUAGGGUUUAAAAGGGUAAAAAGACGACUGUUUCUUCAAACGCAAGCGGUAAACAAACAAGUUUUAAAAGUAAUAUUAGGUAUAUAAAUAUACGCUUAUUUAAUACAUGUUGCAUUGUUUACUGAAAUUCCAAUGAAAUAUUCUAAAGUAUAAAUUGUUGAAGGAGAUGCUACACAGCACGAACAAAACUUAACGCUAGAAAAUAUUGGUCGGAUUGUUACUUUGUUGUUAUAAUUUAGUUGAGAUUUAAGA